AGGCUCAAGCCUGGAGCGAUAGGCAUCCUUGACGAAGUUGCGACACGUCAUGGCCUAUAUCACGAUGCCUCCCGGCCAUGCGAGUGUGCCGCUUCCUUCCUCCAAGUUCUGGGCGACUGAGCAGACGACUCAGAGCUGGGACUCGAAGGAGCCAGUGAAGGUGAACUCGGACUUGCUUCAUCUUGAUCAAGGCCUUUCUUCUUGUUGGAUGGAUGAGUACGGCCUUCACCCAAGCAGCUGCUUUUGGCAAGGUGUCACCAAGAUGAUGAUCCGGAAUGUUCCUGCUCGGUGCCAGCAGGAGGAGGUGGAUCGAUUGAUCCAGGUGAUCACUCCCAACUUCGAAACGCGGAUGCCGAGGUCUUCAAGCUGCAAAUGCAAAGGCUACGCUUUUGUGGAGGUGGAUAGUCCAGCGACAAUGCAGCUCCUUGCUUAUUUCUUGUGGCAGGCCAGGGUCCCCACGCGACAGAGCAACAGGCCGCUCAAGAUCCAUCCCGCCAAUCUCGAGGUGAAGAGCAUGAGCUUGUGAGCAUAGCAGAGGCUUGAUAGAGUAGGAGAGUCACAGACCUGAGCUGCGCAGAAGCUAGUAACCCCGAGCUCUCCCAUAUGGCACCCUUGCACUGCC
Messenger RNA from Effrenium voratum, 622 nucleotides. NCBI's taxonomy places the organism in Eukaryota, Dinophyceae, Suessiales, Symbiodiniaceae. The record is from the annotation of a GenBank genome assembly.